AUGUCUUCUGAUAUGAACGCUGCCAAUCUUUCCACGGCAGCGCCGCCUCGGACCCGUGACCGGGUUUUGCGGCAACGCAAACUGCGACAAGAGUUCCCCCGAAAUCUGCCCGCAAAACUUGCAACAAAUGUCCCCAAGCGAAUCUUGGAAUGGCUCUAUCAAUUCUCGCUCAUAAUCUUGAUGAUCAUCACGUUUGGGUUCAUUCUUGUGACUCCACUGGACAUCAUUGUGCAGACUGUGACCAAAAAGGCAGCAGCAGUCAAGUUGUUCAUCAUCAUUGCCGCCUGUGCAACAUUUGUAGUGAUCAGUCUACUAUUCUAUUUUUCGCGGUUGUAUCAUAGUAGAGUCAUGUAUAAUCAGAUCCCGGCCAGAUCGGCAUACCUACCUUUGGAGAAGAACGAUCUCCCGGAGUCCUUGCAUGACUACAUACUAAAAACCCUCCAGCAGUGCGUGGGAGUGGUUAAGGUCAGGGCCGGUCCCUUGGCAAACGAGAAGGAGCUGUUCAAUUACCCAGGAAGAGUUGCGCCCAAAUAUAUCCAACGUCGUAAUAUCGAGUUUGGCCUCCAAAGGGAUUACUACCUUCUUCCAGACGAUCACACAUAUCAAGAUAUUAUUGACAGCAUCGGGCUCAAACUCCGCUUGGAUGGAGUUUUUGCCAAUACGUAUACCAUCCCUCCAUACAUGACGUUUCGUGAGAUCUUCGUGGCUUUAGUGAACUUGCUUCAAGACGGUAACAAACUCUCGAGUGAAAUGACCGGCUAUGCACAACGGGCCAUUCAUAUUUACGAAAAAGCGAAAUUCAGCGGCCAGCUACUACAUAUAGAGGAGAUAGUUGAGUUCUGUGUACAGAUGGAGAAGGUGCUAACACACUGUUUCACUUCGUUUCCGGGAUCCGUCACCGUAGAGAGUUUGCAAGAAGGCGUACGUGAAACGGGCGACUUCGAGUCCCUCGCCGUUCCUGUGUCGGCGAUGGGCCAUAAUCUGAAAUUGAGUGAUGCCAGCCUGUCGUACAGCAGAUUGGCAGAGUACGAUCCAGGCUGGAAAACGCAACCAAAAUUCACAUUCAAAUCUGCUUCUGCAGACGUACUUCCCUAUGAACCAGCUCCGCCCAGAAACACUUUGCAUCGGUUUAAUUCAGAACAACCAUCGAUGUACUCCCAAGCAGAAUCUAACAUUAGUCUGACAAGCUCUGUACUCCGCGUCCCUCAGGGCAAUGCGUCUCACAAAAUUCUGGAUAGCACCCAAUGGGACUAUAUGAACCAACUGAGACGAUUCUAA
This is a messenger RNA of Australozyma saopauloensis, 1278 nucleotides long. RefSeq lists its product as uncharacterized. Bases 1 to 1278 code for a protein of 425 amino acids. The record is from RefSeq and is a predicted model, not a curated record. NCBI's taxonomy places the organism in Eukaryota, Fungi, Ascomycota, Pichiomycetes, Serinales, Metschnikowiaceae. The transcript has a single exon.